UAAAGGUGAUAAAUCUCACAGUCUCGAAUUCAGUUCUAUUCUAGCUCGACUCAAAGCCGGUUUGUGUCAAAUUUUGCUUAUUUAUUGUUUGAAAGCUUCUGGAAUACUGGAAAUAUAAAAAUGCGUUUUGCUCUGUUUACCAUUCUGGCUCUGUGCCUGUUGGCAUUUGUACUUGCCAACCCCGCCAAGGACUCCAAGAAGGUGGUCAAUAGCUGUGCCCGCGCCUGCGGAGAUGACUACGAGCCCGUUUGUGCUAGGGCCAAGAACAGCAGCAAGGAGCGUCUCUUAACUUUCGGCAGUUCCUGCGUUAUGGCCAAUUACAACUGCCAGCACGCCGACGAUCCAUUCGAGGUCAAGUCAAAGGGCGAGUGCGGCGGCGGGGUCAGCGUACGUCUAUCAUAAGAAUUGCGACGAACGAACCUUCAACCGACACUGGAAAAAUAGCUUAUAAUAUAUAUUAACAAGAUCAAUAAACACAUUUUAUAUUCAGA
This is a messenger RNA of Drosophila hydei, 491 nucleotides long. Its product is annotated as vasotab. The transcript is spliced from 3 exons. The record is from RefSeq and is a predicted model, not a curated record. Bases 121 to 402 code for a protein of 93 amino acids. Lineage: Eukaryota; Metazoa; Arthropoda; Insecta; Diptera; Drosophilidae. Gene Ontology annotation, molecular function: protein binding.